AUGCGAAUAAGCCGACUGCUCUGAAAUCAAUGUAUACUUUUACUAAAAUGUAUUGGCAUAUAGGCAAUGCCGUAGUUCACGCGUUCGCAUUUGCCUUGACUGGAACCGCCGAACUGAGCUGAACACUUCGGAGGUUAACAAAAGCGUUUGGGAGUACUUGUUGCACCCGUAGAAUAGCCUACAUCGCCAUACGCAGUGAUUUGAUAGUGCCAUCUAAAUUAAUUCACACUGUUUCUCCCCUCCAUCUCUCCUCCACUUAAUUUCAGGCUUGGAGGAUCCCCUCUGUCCCAAUCCCCAGGCCUCCCACCCCCCACCCAGUGCCAACAUGGACCCCAGCAGCUGGAGCGGCAGCGAGAGUCCGGCCGAGGACAUUGAGCACAUGAGCGACUCGGCCGACAAGCCCAUGGACAACGACGCCGAGGGCGUGUGGAGCCCCGACAUUGAGCAGAGCUUCCAGGAGGCCCUGGCCAUUUACCCACCCUGCGGCCGGCGCAAGAUCAUCCUCUCCGACGAGGGAAAGAUGUACGGUCGCAAUGAACUGAUAGCCAGGUACAUUAAACUGAGGACGGGGAAAACAAGGACAAGGAAACAGGUCUCCAGCCACAUUCAGGUCCUCGCCCGGCGGAAAUCUCGUGAGUUUCAGUCCAAACUCAAGGUCACAAACAUGGACCAGAGUGUGAAGGACAAAGCACUGCAGAGCAUGGCCUCCAUGUCCUCGGCACAGAUCGUCUCGGCCACUGCCAUCCACAACAAGCUGGGCCUGGCUGGCAUCCCCAGACCCACUUUCCCUGGAGCAGCUGGGUUCUGGCAGGGGAUGAUCUCAACGGGCCAGCCUGGAUCCUCACAAGACAUCAAGCCCUUCGCGCAGCAGGCCUACCCCAUCCAGUCAGCCGUUGCCACCGCCAUUUCAGGUUACGAGCCCCCCUCCAGUACCACUGUCCCCACCACCCCGGCCUGGCAGGGCCGCUCCAUCGGCACCACCAAACUCCGGCUGGUGGAGUUUUCUGCCUUCCUGGAGCAACAGCGGGACCCAGACGCGUACAAUAAGCACCUCUUUGUGCACAUCGGUCAGACAAAUCACUCGCACAGCGACGGCCUUUUGGAGUCGGUGGACAUUCGUCAGAUUUAUGACAAGUUCCCGGAGAAGAAGGGGGGGCUGAAGGAGCUGUUCGGCAAAGGACCCCAAAACGCUUUCUUCCUGGUGAAGUUCUGGGCCGACUUGAACUGCAACAUACAGGAGGACUCCGGCGCUUUCUAUGGCGUCACCAGCCAGUACGAGAGCUCGGAGAACAUGACAAUCACCUGCUCCACUAAGGUCUGCUCCUUUGGCAAGCAGGUGGUGGAGAAAGUGGAGACGGAGUAUGCUCGCUUUGAGAAUGGACGCUUUGUGUACAAAAUCAGCCGCUCGCCCAUGUGUGAAUACAUGAUCAACUUCAUCCACAAGCUCAAACACCUGCCAGAGAAGUAUAUGAUGAACAGUGUACUGGAGAACUUUACCAUCUUAUUGGUGGUGACGAACCGGGACACACAGGAGACGUUGCUGUGCAUGGCGUGUGUGUUUGAGGUAUCCAACAGCGAGCACGGCGCCCAGCACCACAUCUACCGGCUGGUGAAGGACUGAGAGUGCGAGAGAGAUGAAGGGAGAGAGAGAGAGGAGAGAUGGAGUGCUCUCCUCCUUGUGUCUCCCACUGUCGAGGUGUGCCCUGACAAGAGACAAAGCCCAGGACAUCAAUAAUACGGACACACACAUACACACAAACACACAAACACACAUAUACACACCACAUGGGCAGAGACGAACAGCACUGGACUCUCACCCAGAACGACGGACAGACAGACAGACUGAGAGAGACAUGAAAGGAAUGAAUGCUUUGAAAGACUCAGAAGGUUGCAUUUAUUCCUCCACUUCGUUGUUACUUUUUUGCUAGUGGCUGUGCCUCUAAAGAAAGAACCCCACCACCACCACACACAGAGAAGCUUUUUAAAUGGUUCCUUUUUAACCCUGGUUACAUAAGGGUGGCAUCUCCUGUCUUUGAUUUGACUAUUACUGACUAUUAGUAUUUUUCAAUGUCUUUUAAAAUGUACCUUGUGUAAGAGUUCAGCGGUUCUUUGGCGGUACUGUUGUUUGUUUGUUUGCUUUGGUUCCUUUGUUUUUGGCUGUUGUUUUUUAAAGAGGUAAGUGGCUCCAUGUUUUCUGUGAGUAACUAGUCAGUGUCUGUUGGUUGCGUAUGGUUUUAUUGCAUAGGAUAGGACAAGUCUCCACUCUCUCAUUCUAGUCCACACUGCCAUGACGAAGCUCUAUCAGAGGAGGGGGAACAAAUCUUGCGUACAAUCUUUUCACAGAUUAAAAAGAUAUCUAAAUAUCGAAAGACUCGUAACCUAAACCACAUUGACUGAGGACAGUUAUGUUUGGUGUUACUUUAGAAAUAUAUUCAAUGUGGAUAUGUACAGUAUAUAUUGUAAAAGCUCCAUAAACAGACGUAGACUAGCACACUCAACAAUUCCUCAUCCUACUAUUUAAAAAAAAAAAAUCUAUUAACUAUUAGACAAUAAUUACACAUCAGGAAAGAUGUUAUUUCAGCUGUAAGGAUCAGGUUCGGAGGUAUUCAAUAUGACCAGCAGAGUUACAUUAGUUAGUAAAAUAUUUUGAAAUGCCUUUUAGCGCUUACUAAUUAAGAAGAAAAACAGGUCUUGGCUGUUUCCUGUAGGUGUUAGCACACAACCCCCAUGAAUUGUGGCCUAGACAUGAUGGGAAAGGGGGGUGGGGAUUCCACAUCCACAAAGCCUUAAUCUAGCGGGUGUGAACUUAUUAAAGCUGUGAAAUCUUUCCUAAGCUGGAAGACUUCCUCCUGUUGUUAUCACGUGAAUCGGUGUGGAAUGAACAGUACAGAAACCGCCAAAGCAAACGUAGUCUUCAGUGCCUUAGUGUUGCCAUCUGGAUCUGCAGCCACAUUCAGUCCGCUAAACCCACUAGCCAGGUCUAGAAGUAGUCUUUCUGAGGAAAUACGUUUUCAUCUCAUCUUUUUAACAAUGGCCUGCCGAUUUACAUAGAAUAUAUUUGUUAUGUACAAAGAGGAGCAUAGAUCAUAAACACAGGUCUAUACAGGCGCAUAAUCUAUUUAUAAAUGCCGUCAAAUCUAGCCUUUUUUUCUGUACCAAAAACGACCAAAAAAUGAUAUUUUGUAGAUGUCAGUCCGUUGGCAUGUCUGAAUGUGCGCUGUAGCAUGACAAGUGCCUUUGGAUUGGACCCUCCAGCUUAGAAAAGAUGGUGUUGCAAAGCCUAAAAACCAAAAAAAGAACUGCAGUUUUGGGAGAGGAUCACCAUAAUGCCUUCUUAUCAUCUAUUUCCUUUUUGGUCUUUGGCAUGUGUGUUUAUGUGUUCAUUUGGAGCUAAACACAACUUGCUUAAAUUUGUAUUCCCCCAACUAAGUUCAUGCUAAGUGAUACAGAGCUAACAGAGAGAGGUCUGAAUGUCCAAUGUGUGUCUAGCAUAGAGUACACUAAACAUGUUGGCAGUGGUCGUCAUGCCUGUACCCUGAUGGACUCAAAUUCCAGUGACUAACAGAAGUAGACAACACAAAGGCGAUGUUUAGGAAACCUGCGUAAUGCAAUCCACCCUAACACAAUAGUACUAACCCAGCCCAAUCCCUUACAACACAUUUAUCAAGCACAGUGAAAGGGGGGAAGAUUUUUUAUGGAAAAAAAGCUUGAUGUUCCCCUCUCCCAAUCACCCUCACCUUCCUAUGGAAUAUCUCCCUUAAACACAGAUCAAUGGUCAUGUUCCCAGUUAUAGUGAUGGAUGUACGAUGUUUUGUUAACCACAAAUUGUCUGUUGUUACUGGAUGUGAUGCUGUAGCACCACUGAGAUCUGUUUCAUUCUUUUGUAUGGGGAACUUUUUCUUACCUUCCCCACAUAAUUGAAAUACACAUGAAAUGUGUGUCUUACAAUGAGGAGAUGACUAUUUCUUUAUACAUUGUGAGACUUGGAACCCAAGGUUACACUCAGACUUCUGCACUGCAGGUACGCUGAACAUGCCAAUUGCAUCUUUUGAAAAAGUGUUUAGGCUACCUCUGCAGUACUUGAGGAUUAAAAUAUUCUUUUUAAUUAUUGUUGUCAUUUUUUCCUUCUAAUAUGAUGCAUUCUUCGGGAAAUAAUAUUUUGAUUAAAAAAAAAAGGACAUUAAAAAGGACUUGACAUGUUAGCAGUAUCUGGGUUGUACUUCUGUUUCUCUCCAUGUCUGUGACUAGGUACUGGUACCUUUAUGUUACUAUUUGUUGUCAGUGUUCCGAUUGAGCUGGAGUCCUCUUUGUUUUUUUAAAAGCACUGUAAGAAGUAUUGGUUUUGUUCUGAAAAAAAUGCAAGGUGCUUUUGUGUAAAGAAAAUUAUGUAUGUUGGACUUCUUUGUACAAAUGUUAAAUAUAUUUUUUCCUUUUAGAUUAUGAA
Molecule: messenger RNA, 4444 nt
Organism: Alosa sapidissima (American shad)
Lineage: Eukaryota; Metazoa; Chordata; Actinopteri; Clupeiformes; Clupeidae
Gene: tead1a
Product: TEA domain family member 1a
Exons: 13
Coding region: 326-1621 (431 amino acids)
Biological process (GO): regulation of transcription by RNA polymerase II; hippo signaling; embryonic organ development
Cellular component (GO): transcription regulator complex
Molecular function (GO): DNA-binding transcription factor activity, RNA polymerase II-specific; RNA polymerase II cis-regulatory region sequence-specific DNA binding
Source: RefSeq, a predicted model, not a curated record